ACAAAGCUUCGGUCGUUGAAAAUUCUAACUGUGCUAAACUUGCGGUUGAUUUAACUGCCAAUGACCAUCAUUCUCCAAAAUGCGAGAGAGUGGAUAGUGUAGCAGAUGGUUAUGCUGAGUAUGCCAAUUCGACUGCUAGCAAUUAUUAUUCAUCAAGGCAUGUUAGAGUAGACGACAAAGAAGAUGAUCAUGUUGAGUAUGUUGAUUCGCAUUAUAAUGAAAAUAAGCAUAUGAUUGAACAUAAUAAGGAACAUACGGAAAAAAGUGAUAGAUGCGGAGAAAACAUUAUCCUCAAAAAUGAAGGGGAGGCAAGUCACCUUAAAAAGACAAAUAAGG
Dentiscutata heterogama is the source of this 336-nucleotide messenger RNA. NCBI's taxonomy places the organism in Eukaryota, Fungi, Glomeromycota, Glomeromycetes, Diversisporales, Gigasporaceae. The record is from the annotation of a GenBank genome assembly.